Molecule: messenger RNA, 1367 nt
Organism: Leguminivora glycinivorella
Lineage: Eukaryota; Metazoa; Arthropoda; Insecta; Lepidoptera; Tortricidae
Product: dual specificity protein phosphatase 23-like
Exons: 4
Coding region: 55-786 (243 amino acids)
Biological process (GO): cilium assembly; protein dephosphorylation
Molecular function (GO): protein tyrosine/serine/threonine phosphatase activity
Source: RefSeq, a predicted model, not a curated record
GCCAAGUGUUCUCCGUCCGUUGUCUCGGCAGUCCUCCGUGGAAAACCGAGCUCGAUGGUCAAUACCUGCCAGUGUCAAAAGUGCCAGUUGAAAACCAAAAUGGGUGAUGAAGAGUAUCAAGUUUUUACCCGAAUGGAAGAUAUUACGGAGCAAGACGACAAGCACCUAGCGGGAGCUAAGAAGGAGAUAAGAAACGAAUUAACUGUUAUAAUCCCUGAAAACCCGUUCCCAGAAAUAGAAGUUGACGCUUAUCCGCCUUUAAAAUUCUCGUGGGUCAUACCGAAGAAGCUGGCUGCUAUGGCUUAUCCUAGAAACAAAGAGAACAUAAAGUAUUUGGUCAAUCAAGGUAUAACGCAUCUGGUCACACUGACGGCGGGGAAGAAACCGCCAGUGGAGGAUUUCUCGCGGAUACGGUGGACGGAGAUACCGGUUGAGGAGUUUGAGAUGCCCUCGUUGGAGCAGAUUAAGAAGUUUAUCGACGUUUGCAAAAGGGCUGAUAAGAAUGGCGAGGUGAUGGGCAUCCACUGCCGGCAAGGCCGCAGCCGCUCGGGCGUGAUGCUGGCCGCAUACCUGGUGCACUUCCACCGCUUCCUGCCCGACCAGGCGCUCAACACCAUCCGCAUGAUUCGCCCAGGCUCCUGUGACUUUGCCGAGCAUGAAGAAGCAGUAGGGCAGUACUUCGUGUACCUGACGGAAGACAACCCGCUCAAGUUUGGUGUCUCCGGGGAUGUCAUGGAAGACUUCAUACAAGCCGCCAAAGAUUGCAACAAGAAUAACAUCCAAUAAUAUGAACAGUUUGUGACGCAUCUGAUUUGCUGUUAACAUCUCUGCUAUGGAUUAGCUGAAAACUCCAGACGAUGGGUAACAUUUUUGGGAAGGAACUUCGGAGUUAAGCUUUUGCGUUAUAUUCUAAGAGAAAAUGUGAAAUGAUACACCUAUGACGCUUACACACCACGCCCGAUCUAAAACUAAUUUGUAUUAUAAAUAACGCUUUUGUGUUUGUAAUUUGUAAUUUCUUUUUAAACGCAAGGAUCGGAUUCGCCUUUUUUCAUACAAAAAUACCAGUUUUAAAACGAAUUUCUCUUUGAUUUAUUAUGUUAUUUGUAAAUGACUAUCUAAUAAAACGAAGUUGUAACCUAGAUAAUGAUUCAGUACAAUGUAAAAGGCAUAGAAUAAGUAAUUAAAAAUAUUGCGCUCUAUCCAAGCUCUGAUUGAGCGAGGUGUGUAGGUAUAAUAAAUAAUAAUGCUUUCGAUAUAAUUUUAAAGUAAGUGUAAGCCUGUGAUCUAAGAUAUCGACUGAUUUGAUUGAUUGUUUAUGAUUGUUAUUUGUUGUACCUGAAACUUAACAUUAAAUGGUAAUAGCCGAC